This is a messenger RNA of Drosophila rhopaloa, 1806 nucleotides long. Its product is annotated as vanin-like protein 3. Lineage: Eukaryota; Metazoa; Arthropoda; Insecta; Diptera; Drosophilidae. The transcript is spliced from 2 exons. Gene Ontology annotation, molecular function: hydrolase activity, acting on carbon-nitrogen (but not peptide) bonds, in linear amides. The record is from RefSeq and is a predicted model, not a curated record. Bases 2 to 1594 code for a protein of 530 amino acids.
CAUGUUUGGACUCCUCUGUCGGUUUUUGUGGCUACUCAGUGUUGCGGUAUCGCCGGUUGUUGUGGCAAAUACUGAUGAUGGACUACUUGGAUUUUACACAGCUGGUGUGGCAGAGUUUCGACCGGCGAUAAUGGGCGGUACUUCGCAGCAGCUGUUGGAGGAGAAUCUGCUUGGUUAUCUGGAACUGAUGGCCUCCGGCAAUGGCACUACGGAUAUUAUUGUUUUCCCAGAGGCCACCUUGAAUAGUGUGGUCACUUUGACGGCGGUGCCGGAGUCCACGGCACAAAGUUUAUGUGACGAACAGCCCGAUGAUGAUCCCGAAAUACAAACGUUUUUGAGGCGACUGGCCUGUGCUGCCAGGGAAUAUAACACCUACCUCGUUAUAAAUGUCAAGGAACGGGCUCCGGAGAAUUGUCCUUCGGGAAUAACCUGCUCCAACAGAGGUUAUAUCGUCUAUAACACAAACGUAGUGUUCAAUCGGCAGGGAGCUGUAGUUUCUCGCUACAGAAAGUGGAAUCUCUACUUGGAACCCUCCACCAACCGAACUGAAUUCCCGGAACUGGCCACCUUUAAAACGGACUUCAAUGUGACCUUCGGUCAUUUCAUCUGCUUCGAUAUGCUCUUCUAUACGCCGGCUCAGGAUUUGGUGGAGCGAUUGGGCAUCCGCCAUGUGAUAGUCACCAAAAUGUUCAACUCGGAGCUGCCUUUUCUCACAGCUUCCCAAUUGCAGCAGGGAUGGGCCUGGGGCAACCGAGUGAAUCUCCUGGCUUCCGGAGCAAGUAUUCCGCUGGCGGGAGUAAGUGGCAGUGGAAUUUAUGCGGGUGAACAUGGUGCCUUGGCUCGACUGAUGAUCACCGAGGAGACGGAGGGUCAAAGGAAGUUGCUCCUGGCUCAAGUGCCCCUCGAUCCCGAGGAGAACAUGCUCUUGGACGAGACUUUGGAACCGGAAACGGCGACUACCACGAAGCUAAAACUCCUGCAGCAACCGGAACUGGAGAAAUUCGCCACCUGGGAAUUGCCCAUGGUCAAAGGAAGUUCGGUAAACAAAAGGAUCUGCCAGCAGGAUUUGUGCUGUGAAUUCCAGAUCAAUUGGACUCUAGAGGAAUCGGAGGAAUCUCCAUCAGGAUAUUACUAUAGACUGGGUGUAUGGGUGGGGGAAAGGCGCUACGAGGAGGAGCAGUACAGUGCCAUCCGGCUAUGUGGUUUGUUUUCCUGCAGUAGUUCCAAUGUGCAAAGUUGUGGACUAAUCAACGAAGAGCAAGGAAACCGAGUCAUCUUCACUAAACUGCAGAUCCUGGGGGAGUUUGUUCGGAAACCACGACGCCUCAUUACGCCCAGCACUCUUAGCUUUUCCAAUCUCUAUGCCUUGCAACCAUCUCAAUUAAUUUGGUCAACGGAGGAAACGGAUAAUCUAACCCGGAUUAAGAUGGAACUGCGACAGCCACAUAGCCAGCUAAUGACCUUCGCCAUAUAUGGCAACUAUUUCGAUGAAUAUGCGAAUGGCGGAGCCACCACAGUGGAGGCCAGCAGAUUGGGAACGCUGCUGUUUCUGCUUAUCACGCCGCUAAUGAUGAUGCAUCUCAUCUGGGAGUAGGUCAGUCCAUUAUCACUCACUUAUCUAGAUUUCGAACAAUCCCAAGGGGAAAAUUAUUCAAGAUACUGGCUAGUGGAUAUUAUUUUAUGUUUUUUAUGUUAAUUUAGUUUUAUAAUAUAAAACACUAUUCCAAAAUUCAUUUCCCUGUGAGUAAACCAAUGCUUAGAAUUAAGUUAAAUAUUUCAAAUAAAUUUCGGUUUGUCACUUGGUUA